AUGUUAGCGGUCGGGCAAAUGGAGGCUAACCGGCAGAGUGCUUUCGUCCUGGGCAGCACCCCGCUGGCGGCGUUGCACAACAUGACCGAGAUGAAGACUUCCCUGUUCCCGUAUACGCUGCAGCAGAGCCCGGCGGGCUUUAAGGCGCCCCACCUCUCCAGCCUUAACUCCCAGAUGGCCGGGGGGACCCCGCACGGAAUAAGCGACAUCCUUGGGAGACCCAUCACCUCGGCUGGACAGCUGCUCUCCGGCUUCCCCAGGAUAAACGGCCUGGCCACCACCGCAGCCGCCGCGGCGGCAGCAGCAGCGGGGAUGUACUUCACCCCGGCGAUGUCGCGGUACCCGAAGCCGCUGGCCGAGCUGCCGGGGAGGGCGCCUAUCUUCUGGCCCGGGGUGAUGCAGGGUUCUCCCUGGAGGGACCCGCGAGUUCCUUGUCCUUCUCAAGCUAAUAUGAUGUUGGAUAAGGAUGGAAAGAAGAAACACUCCAGACCGACCUUUUCAGGACAGCAGAUUUUUGCACUGGAAAAAACCUUCGAGCAGACGAAAUACCUGGCCGGCCCAGAGAGAGCCCGCCUGGCUUACUCUUUAGGAAUGACCGAGAGUCAAGUCAAGGUUUGGUUUCAGAACAGAAGAACCAAAUGGCGGAAGAGACACGCAGCAGAAAUGGCCACGGCCAAGAAGAAGCACGACUCCGAGACGGAGAAGAUGAAGGAGAGCUCGGAUAACGAGGACGACGACGAGUACAACAAACCCCUGGACCCAAACUCAGACGACGAAAAGAUCACGAGACUGUUGAAAAAGCACAAGGCCAGCAACCUGGCGCUGAUCAGCCCCUGCAGUAACAGCUCGGACACCUUGUGAUGCACUCAUUAUUAUUAUUUUUUUUAAUCCCCUUUCCACCUGACACUGCGAACAUGCGACUGGGGGGUGGGGGGGGGGCGGGGGGAGUGGUCGCAUUGUGCUCUGACAGAGCAAGAAAAAUGCGUAAAAACCGAGUAAGACGCACGGAAGACGCGCUCACCAAAACAUGGCCAGAGACGCAUUUGGCUGCAUCCAAACCACCCCACC
This is a messenger RNA of Perca fluviatilis (European perch), 1068 nucleotides long. It is a transcript of the gene nkx6-2, whose product is annotated as NK6 homeobox 2. Gene Ontology annotation, cellular component: nucleus. Gene Ontology annotation, biological process: regulation of transcription by RNA polymerase II; cell differentiation. Gene Ontology annotation, molecular function: DNA-binding transcription factor activity, RNA polymerase II-specific; RNA polymerase II cis-regulatory region sequence-specific DNA binding. The coding region runs from base 1 to 861 and encodes 286 amino acids. The transcript is spliced from 3 exons. The record is from RefSeq and is a predicted model, not a curated record. Lineage: Eukaryota; Metazoa; Chordata; Actinopteri; Perciformes; Percidae.